AUGAGCGCCGGUGGAAAACCAACAACAACACCCCAGAGUGCUGCAAACACCACCACCACCACAACAGGGAAACAACCAGACACAUCCUCGGGCGGCCCAACCCAACCCAAACACAAGCCAAAACACAUCCUCACUUCCAUCAACCCAUCCACCAUCCCCAAUCACUCUCAGACGACCAACACAACAACCAUCCAGCGGACUCGAAACACUCCCCUCCAGCCCGUCUCCGCCCCGGUCUCUCAAGCAGACUACCACGAAUUCCUAGACUCACGGACGACGGAGAAGGAGAUCCCACCAGGCUCGAGUGACGGAGUUGUGGGCACAAGCUCGAGUGCUGGAAGCCUUGAUCAUCAUCAUCAUCAUCAUCAUCAUCUAAGGAGGAGGAGGAGCAGCAGCAGCAACAGAAGAAGAAGAAACUCGCCGCUCGUCAGACGCUGUCUCGACUCCCUCGCCCUCUUCAGUCCCACCCAUUUGACCGUCUCCAUCGACUCCCAACGCCGGUCCCCAAACACCCCCAUGCCGCUCCUCCCCCCUCCUCCAGCCUCUUCCCCGCUCCCUCCUCGCCCUUCCAAAUCCAGAUGGUUCUCGAUCGAGUUCGCCAUCUAUUGGGCCGUCUUGGCUUAUUCGCUUCUGCUCAUCAUUUCCUCCGCCGUCUCUCUCUCGCAUGUCGAUCAUCCUAAUUAUCACCUGUAUCAACACAAGUUAUCUAAAGGAUGGAUAUUCAACCGGAAAAUAGACAACUCGGAUCUGCAGUACCGACGCUUCCGGCAAGGACUGACGAAGCUGGGGCUGCUCUCGCUGGGGUACCUGAGUCUGUCGAAGCUGAGCCGGCGAUGGCUCGGCCCCGGCCGACGCAAAGACUUCCAGACCUUCAGCGCCGCGCUCAUCCUCCUCCUCCUCCAUGGCUCCUCCGUCCUCAUCAUCUUCGCCAUCCUCCUCCUCAACUUCCAAGUCUCCAGAUUCUCCGCUCGCUCAACCUCCUCCUCUUCUUCUGGGAUUCGGAGAGCCGCAGCUACUGGCCUCGUGUGGUUCGUUAACCUCGCCGUCCUCUUCGCAAACGAUUAUUGGAACGGGUAUGCGUUCAAAAACCUCGCGUCUUCGCUCGAAUUCUUGGAUCGGCCGCAAUACAAGGGGCUCAUUCCGCGAUGGCAAAUCGGCUUCAAUAUCUCUCUGUUGAGGCUGAUCUCGUAUGCUUUGGAUUACCAAUGGGCCGCCCAAAAUCACUUCCAAAAUCUCCCCAGAUCUUCUGCGGCAGGCGAACCGGAGAAUGAGAAAGAGAGAGCCAAAUCGAACAGGGUCUCCGCCGACUACGGCUUCCAGAAUUACUUCAAUUACGUCCUCUAUCCCCCGCUUUAUAUCGCAGGCCCGAUCAUCACCUUCAACAAUUUCAUGUCUCAAAUGAACAAGAAACCAAGCACGAUCACGCGCCGGACGAUCGCAGGCUACACGGCCCGGUUUGGGGUAUGUUACUUGACGCUCGAAUGGAUCUUGCAUUACAUGUAUGUGGUUGCGAUUAAGGAUACCCAAGGAUGGGCCGGCGACACGCCGUUCGAGCUCGGGAUCAUUGGGUACUGGAAUCUGAUCAUCAUAUGGCUCAAGCUGUUGAUCCCGUGGAGGUUCUUCAGACUUUGGGCGCUCCUCGAUGGGGUUGAUCCACCCGGAAAACAUGGUCCGAUGCAUGUCGAACAAUUUCUCGACUCUGGAGUUCUGGCGGAGCUGGCAUCGGAGUUACAAUCUCUGGAUCGUCAGGUACCCCGUCCCCCUUCCUUCCUUCCUUCCUUCCUUCCAGCCUCUUUCUCGGAUCGAUGGAUUGAAUCGUCUUUUUUGCUGGGCAAUAGGUAUCUGUAUAUCCCGUUGGGAGGCGCCGCGAAUAUGGUCCCGGCAACCGUCGUCGUGUUCACCUUUGUCGCCCUCUGGCACGACUUGUCGUUCAAGUUACUCACCUGGGGCUGGCUCGUUAGUCUCUUCGUCUUGCCCGAAGUGAUCGCGAAACAAACCUUCGCUAAAUCAUCCUAUCGAGCGCGGCAUUGGUUCCGCCAUCUAGUCGCCCUAGGCGGAACGUUGAAUGUGAUGACGAUGAUGAGCGCUAAUCUGGUCGGCUUCUCGAUCGGGAUCGACGGGGUCAAGUUUAUGUGGCACGAGCUGUUGGGCUCCUGGGCUGGGGUGCGCGUCUUGGCCGCUAUCUUGGCCGUCGUCUUUUGCGCCGUUCAAGUGAUGAUCGAAUAUCGGGAGGCGGAGAUGAGGGAAGGGAUCCUGAGGAAAUGUUGA
Puccinia graminis f. sp. tritici CRL 75-36-700-3 is the source of this 2268-nucleotide messenger RNA. RefSeq lists its product as uncharacterized. Bases 1 to 2268 code for a protein of 755 amino acids. Lineage: Eukaryota; Fungi; Basidiomycota; Pucciniomycetes; Pucciniales; Pucciniaceae. Gene Ontology annotation, cellular component: endoplasmic reticulum. The transcript is spliced from 12 exons. The record is from RefSeq and is a predicted model, not a curated record. Gene Ontology annotation, biological process: GPI anchor biosynthetic process.